CUGCCGCCGCUCCCGCCCGCCUUCCACGACCUGUACGCCUCCACCGUCCGCACCGCGCCCCGCGACGACCCGGCCCUACACCAGGGCCGCACCCGCCAGAUCCCCCACGUCCCCGGCCUCUGGCCCAGCCACGUCUACGUCGAGUGGCGGCCCGCGCCGCCCGUCCACGCCCUCCUCUGCGAGCUGCUCGCCGCCCUGCAGCAGCAGCAGCAGCAGCAGCAGCAGGUGGAGCUGCAACUGCCGCAGGACAGCGACGUCGGGGUGCCGCAGCCGCUGCACGUCAGCCUGUCGCGGCCGCUCGCCCUCUCGACGGAGCAGAAGGCUCAAUUCCUGAGCGAACUCGAAGCCGCGCUGGCGGGUGGCGGUGGCGGCGGCGGCGGGGGGCAGGGAGGAGGGGGAGGCAGAAGAAGAAGGGUGACGUCGUUUUCGCUGAGGUGCAGCAGGGUCGAGUGGCACCGGACGGCCGAGAGCGGGCGGUCCUUCCUGGUUCUGCGGGAGGAGGAGGGGGAGGAGGGAAACGUAAACCCGGAGCUGACGGAGCUGCUGCGGCGGUGCAACGAGGUGGCGGAGAGGCAUGGCCAGCCGGCGCUGUACCGGUGGGCCGAGGAGGGGGCCGUGGACGAGGCAGACAAGCGGAUCGGGGAGGCAUUUCACGUGUCGAUUGCGUGGUCGUUUGCCGAGCCGACCGAAGAACUGGUGCGGGCGACCGAGCGGGUGUUUGGUAGCCAAGAGAUCAUCGACAAGAUACGGGAGAUCGAGAUUCCUGUUGAGGGCGUCAAGGUCAAGAUCGGGAACGUUGUCACUCACGUCGCCCUCGAG
Messenger RNA from Thermothelomyces thermophilus ATCC 42464, 819 nucleotides. RefSeq lists its product as uncharacterized. The transcript is spliced from 3 exons. Gene Ontology annotation, biological process: U6 snRNA 3'-end processing. The record is from RefSeq and is a predicted model, not a curated record. The annotation marks the transcript as partial. Gene Ontology annotation, cellular component: nucleus. Gene Ontology annotation, molecular function: 3'-5'-RNA exonuclease activity. NCBI's taxonomy places the organism in Eukaryota, Fungi, Ascomycota, Sordariomycetes, Sordariales, Chaetomiaceae.